This is a messenger RNA of Theileria orientalis strain Shintoku, 1002 nucleotides long. RefSeq names its product DnaJ-like molecular chaperone. The transcript is spliced from 8 exons. Bases 1 to 1002 code for a protein of 333 amino acids. The record is from RefSeq and is a predicted model, not a curated record. Lineage: Eukaryota; Apicomplexa; Aconoidasida; Piroplasmida; Theileriidae.
AUGGGUUUGAAUGGUUUGUUAGGCCACUCAGUUGUUGCAGCUUUAGCCAACAGCCUUCUUCUAGUUGGCGAAAACAUGGUUACAAAGAAAGUAAAUUCUUUUUUCAGAUGCUCACUACACGUACUUAUCGCAUCAGUUCUUUUCCUCUGCGAACUUCCAAAGUUCAAAGACACAUAUUUCGCAUAUUUGGGCCUUCCAAUCACGGCCACACAUAGCGAAGUACUGAAAUCGUACGAUACGAUACAAGAACAACUUAAGAACGGAGCACCGAAAGUGGUUGCAAUGAUUAAGAGAGCGUACGAAGUGCUGUCGAACCAGGAAACGAGGAUUCUGUACUCACUCUACGGAGACGUAGCAAUAGCUGCGAAAACGCCACAGGACUUUACCAUUAUCCUAAUCACAGUGUCAUUCUCAUACUACGCACUGUCAACGAUAGUUUGUUGCGUAUUCAACAGGUCAAACAGACUGAGAUUCGCAAGAUACGUGUGUGUCCUUUAUAACGCAAUUGCAUUCUUUUUGGAAGUGGAGAUGAGGUUUUUCUACGCAAGUAUCAUGACACACGUGUUUUAUCUGAAAACACUGCUCCCGUAUCAACAUAUUGAGUUUUUGAGAGCAAUACCGCCAUUUGUAAUGAUGGCAGCAUCGCUGUUCACACACUUCUUCACAGUAGACUACGAUAAACUUAACUUGUUUUUAUGGCAGUCUACAGUAGCAACAAACACAGCAAUAAUUGAAAAGAUGUCAAAGGUUGUAAACGCAACAGAAUAUCUUAAAAAUGUUGGAACGGAUGACAUUAACGUGUCAAAGGACUUGUCCGAUUCGGCAGAAAAGGACGGUACACUAGGAGAUAUGUUAAAUUCACUUGAUGAAGAUAAAAAGAAAAGGCUGAUGGACCUACUGAGUUCAGAAAGCGGAAAGAAGAAAAAUAGAGUACUAGAUAUGUUAAAAGUAGGUGUGAUCUACUUCGUGAUGUUUAUUUCGAUGAAAGUAUUUUUUAAAUAA